CUUGGAUUAUUGGAGGGAAACAUGAAACAAACGUGUCUCCAAAACAACUGCAAAAACAGUGUGAAUAAGGUUUUUAUUAUUAUUGUUGUUACAAAGUUAGUUAACACUUUAUUAUGUAUGACAUUGAUGGUUGCAUAGUAAUCAUCGAAACCAAACUUGUCAAAAAAAAAAUCUAGAAAAAAAAAAAAAAAAAAAAAAACAUAACACUUGUAUUCUCCAUCAUCCAUUUUCAUUUUUGCACCUUUUUUCUCAGAUUCUUCACACACCCUCUUAGAUUUCAUCGCCACUAACAUUAUAUUCUCACCGACCCACAUAAAAAUUUUCAUCAUUUCUUAUAAAUCACACUACCCUUUGAGCUUGUAAGAAAGAAAGUUUAGUUUUUUAUUGGUGGGGUUGGUUCCAAAAAAAUGGCAACUUUUUCGGUUCCAUGCCCCAAAUGUCCUUCUCCUUCUUCCCUUUUGGGAUUGAAAUCUAACAAGAUCUUGUUUCAAAGUGGAUUGAGCUUGAAGGGUUCUCAAUCAUUUGGAUCUUUGUCUGCUGAGUCAGCAUCAUUUGGAAUUCAGUGUCUUAACAAGAAGCAAUUUCCUAUCAAGAUUCAAGCACAGCGUAACGAGGCUGCUAUCGUCGAAAAUUCGAAUUCUGCACCUAAUGUUGCUUCACCAAAAGAGAAAGAAAACCAAAAUGGGAGUAUCUCUGGUAUCACUGUUGCAGAUGCAUCUUCAGUUUCUGCAUUCAUGGAUCAAGUUGCUGACCUUGUAAAACUUGUGGAUUCAAGAGAUAUCGUGGAGCUGCAACUAAAGCAAUCCGAUUGUGAAAUCAUGAUAAGAAAAAAAGAAGCUUUGCAGCCUCCACCAGCCGCGGCUAUUCCGCAACCAUCACAACCAUUGUACUAUCCCACACUUCAUUCGCCACCACCCCCACCACCAGAAGCUGUUUCUGCUCCUGCAGCCUCGCCACCUUCGAAAGCAACACCUGCCUUGCCUCCCCCCAAAACAAGUGCGUCAUCUCACCCGCCGCUGAAAUGUCCAAUGGCAGGAACCUUUUAUAGGUCUCCAGGACCUGGUGAACCUCCAUUUGUCAAGGUGGGAGAUAAAGUGAAGAAAGGCCAAGUUGUUUGUAUUAUUGAGGCUAUGAAACUGAUGAAUGAAAUUGAGGCUGAUCAAACAGGAACAAUAGCUGAAAUACUAGUUGAUGAUGGGAAACCAGUCAGUGUAGGCUUGCCUCUUUUCACAAUAGUUCCAUGAGUACCAGAAGGGACCUUAUUUCGAAGUUGAAGCGAAUCUCGCAUGUUGGAUAGCAUGGUAUUUAAUGAUUUGGAUAUUUUGUCGUUCAGAAAUUUAUUGAGUGAUAUUCAUUAUCUAAUAUGAAGAAAAUCCUUGGUCACUUAAUUUAUCUAGAAAUAUUUUGGAGACAAGUCUCAGCAUAUAAGAAUUCUAAGCAGUUUUGAUAUUUGUACUAGUGAUUAAUGUUUUCUACAUUUGGUUUUUGAAAAGUCUCUUUCUUCUGUGGACUUGUUAGAUGUUACUAUGUUUGUACUGUAAUUUUUCAAAGCAUAUAAUAUAAUUGAAGUUGAAUCUGUUGUAUCUUUUAUGAA
This is a messenger RNA of Trifolium pratense (red clover), 1594 nucleotides long. Its product is annotated as biotin carboxyl carrier protein of acetyl-CoA carboxylase, chloroplastic. Gene Ontology annotation, cellular component: acetyl-CoA carboxylase complex. Gene Ontology annotation, molecular function: acetyl-CoA carboxylase activity. NCBI's taxonomy places the organism in Eukaryota, Viridiplantae, Streptophyta, Magnoliopsida, Fabales, Fabaceae. The record is from RefSeq and is a predicted model, not a curated record. The transcript has 7 exons. Bases 408 to 1244 code for a protein of 278 amino acids. Gene Ontology annotation, biological process: fatty acid biosynthetic process.